AUGGCCCCGGCAACGGAAAUCUGCUUUCUACCCCUCAAGGAGGGGACUAAUCCCGAGGAUACUACCGGCGCUGUCGGCCAGAAGUUCAAGGAGUUCUUCAACACAAUUCUCGCCCAGGACGGCUGUCAACGACUGUAUUGGGGCCGACAAGUCGAGCACCCAUCCAUCUGUACCCUCUUCAUUGACUGGGAGAGCGUCGGACAUCAUGAAAAGUUCAUAGCCUCAGCCACAUACAAGCCAUUCACCGAGGAGCUCGGCACCUACCUGACCGGCCCGCCUCGUCUGUACCAUGUUCACUUUGAUCCUCAUCCGCCAGCUGUGGCUCUGGUUGAUGACGGUCCCAUUGCGACGGAGUUCAUUACCGUCUACUUCCCACCAGACUAUUCGGCAGAAGACGAAAAGACUUUCCGGGAAGUCAAUAUGAAGAAUCUUCUUGCUGCCGUCGCAGAAAAUGCAAAGGGCUUCAAAGAUUCGGCGAGCGGCUGGGUCGUAGAGGAGCUCGAUCUUCCUGACGGUUCUGGAAAGGCUAAAGUCUUUGUGGCCCUUGCUGGCUGGGAAAGCGUCCAGGCUCACCUCAACUUCAGAGAGACACAAUCGUUCAAGGAUAAUAUCCACUGGUUGAGGGGUGCGAAGGAUCUGAAGACUCUGGCAGUCUUCCACGUGCCUGCUCAAGAGGCACAUAAGUCAUGA
Molecule: messenger RNA, 690 nt
Organism: Capronia coronata CBS 617.96
Lineage: Eukaryota; Fungi; Ascomycota; Eurotiomycetes; Chaetothyriales; Herpotrichiellaceae
Exons: 2
Coding region: 1-690 (229 amino acids)
Source: RefSeq, a predicted model, not a curated record